Impatiens glandulifera is the source of this 672-nucleotide messenger RNA. Its product is annotated as YDG domain-containing protein At5g47150-like. Lineage: Eukaryota; Viridiplantae; Streptophyta; Magnoliopsida; Ericales; Balsaminaceae. The transcript has a single exon. The coding region runs from base 1 to 672 and encodes 223 amino acids. The record is from RefSeq and is a predicted model, not a curated record.
AUGGAAGAUUUGCCAAAAAAUCCUAGAAGUAUGAUGAAACUUGAUUAUUUGGGUCUUUCCAAGAAACAAAAAUCCAGAAGCAGUGAAGAAGCAGUUGACUCCAAUUUGAAUAGGAAGAUGGCCAAUGAUUUGGGUAAACAGAAGAUAGAAUUUCAAAGUGGGUCUUCACCAUUACCCAUUGUAGGAUCAUCAAUGAAGACAGAAGAUGAAAAAAAUGAGCCUCGAGAGAGAGUUUUGAAGAUUCUAAGGGUUUUUCGAAUUAUUUACGAUGAAUACUGGACAGAAGGUAGAAAUGGGCAAACAUCUAAGACAACUAGAAAUCAUAGUCGACCGGACUUAAAAGCUGCUAAAGUUGUUGGAGAAAGAUUUGGGAAGUGUUUACCAGCAAUUGGUUCAAUUCCUGGUGUAGAAAUUGGUGACAAGUUUAACUUUAGAGUUGAACUUGCUCUUGUUGGGAUUCACAUGCCCUUACAAAAUGGGAUUGACACCAUUAGUUAUAAGAAGACUGAUGAAAAGAUUUGUACAUCGAUUGUUGCUACAGAUGCUUGCUACAAUAAUGAUAUGAAAGAUCCCGAUUACUUGGAUUAUUCUGGACAAGGAGGAAAUGUUAAUAGGAAUAGGAAUAGGAAAGAGGUUGAGGAUCAAAAACUUGAAGGAGGAAACAUGCUUUGA